AUGCAGAAGCCAUUCGUUCUCGAUUCAAUUGCUAUUAAUAAACAGUUCUCGUCAAUUUACCGUGGAUUUUGGCUUGAUACCAAGGCUGACUGCCCAGCGUCGAUCGCGCAAAGCGACCUACCGACCAUCAACGAACAAGGCCCGGUAGGCUGCCGCUCUCACCCGUUCAGUAGUCCACUAGGAAGGUACCCUGGCCGCAAGUAUCUGCCAGCCAUGUGGCCCUCUGCUCGACUCAUAUCUGUUGAUUGGGACCCGGAAGAGAAUAAUAAGGAAGACGGGUGGUGGGACUGCAAAGCAGGAGAAACAGACGCCACGGCUGAGCUGUUUGCGACGGAGAGGAAGAGCGGCGGGCAGGAACUGAACCGCGCAUCCAGGCCCGCUUUCGAUAUGGCGCUUGCAGCCAGCCAAAGACGAGCACGGAGAGAGACCGAGCGAUUGUUAGAUGAGCGCUGUGCUAGCCUGAGUUUCCUGGGGCGUGUCAGACAUACGGACGGAUCCGGAAAGGACGGUCAACGAAGAAUUGCCACACGAUUGCGCGCGGGGUACGCGAUCACUAUAGCAGUAUCUUUCAUCAGAGUCGAAGAAAGAGUCGUCGUUGGUCGCGCGCACUGGUAUGUAACAGCAAGGCUGCCAGGACCACACUUGGCACGCGAAAGGGAGACGGGCCGCGAGAGGAGCGGGCCGUCAAGCCACCCUUGCACUGUGUUCCGCAACACUCCACAGCCGGCUCAGGGGCUUUCCUCCCCCCGUCGCUUGUAUUGGCCUGAACUCUUAGCGUCCUUUGGCGAAACGCUGCACUUGUUUGCAUGCAAGCUUCCAAGAUCAUGGGAGACGCAACAAACACUGGACACAUUGCGGCGUGAACACAGCGAGAGACCCAGCAUUAUAUCCAUGGCGUACAGCUGCAAGCAUCUUCCGACCUCUACCUCGCACCUCCCAACGAUCCCAACGAUGCCCGUCAAGAUCUCGCCGUCCCCGCUGUUGUUUCAAUGGCCGACGGAAUAG
Messenger RNA from Cordyceps militaris CM01, 1005 nucleotides. RefSeq lists its product as uncharacterized. The transcript is spliced from 5 exons. The record is from RefSeq and is a predicted model, not a curated record. NCBI's taxonomy places the organism in Eukaryota, Fungi, Ascomycota, Sordariomycetes, Hypocreales, Cordycipitaceae. The coding region runs from base 1 to 1005 and encodes 334 amino acids.